AUGAAGGAUUUGCUUCUAUUCCAUGUCUUCUGCCUCAUGAACAGGGGGCAGGUGUCGACUCUUGCGGGUUCUCAGUGGAAGGCAUACCCAGUGCUGGGACCAGACGUGACCGAGAACGCUGGCGCCUCCAUGCCAGUGUUCACGGCUCUGCCCUUCGCCACACCUGCUCCCGGCCCAGCACACGGGCCGCCCCUCAUGACUGCAGUGGUUCCUCCAGGUGGCCCUCCGGUGCUGUCUGCCUUCCCCAGGACCCCUCUGGUGGCAGGACAGGAUGGCCGAGGCCCAAAUUGGGUUGGGGCUUCCAACAUCCUUGUCCAGAUGAGGACAGAAGUGGGGCCUGUGAAGGCCCCUCAGGCACAGACCUUGGUCCUAACUCAGGUACCCCUCGUCUGGCAGGCUCCAGGUGCCGUCUGUGAGGGCGUGGCAUGUCCACCUCCCCGGCCCCUGGCAGCUGCCCCUGUGGUGCCCGCUAUGGCUGCCCAGGUCGUUGGGGGCACCGAGGCCUGUAAGGGAGGCUGGUCCCAGGGCCUUCCUCCUCCAGCACCACCAGCGGCUCCCCAGCCAGCCCUCAUGAUGGCCCCAGGAAAUGCUUGUCCAUGGCCACAAGGGGCUCAUAGAGAGGGCAACCUGGCUCCCUCCCAGGCCAAGAAUCCCGCACACGACUCCUGCAACCCCAAGAGCGUGUAUGAGAACUUCCGACUCUGGCAGCACUACAAGCCCUUGGCUCAGAGGCACCUUCCCCAGAGUCCAGACAUGGAAGCACUUUCCUGCUUCUUCAUGUGA
Molecule: messenger RNA, 783 nt
Organism: Cebus imitator (Panamanian white-faced capuchin)
Lineage: Eukaryota; Metazoa; Chordata; Mammalia; Primates; Cebidae
Product: NUT family member 2F-like
Exons: 2
Coding region: 1-783 (260 amino acids)
Source: RefSeq, a predicted model, not a curated record